AUGAAUAUUACAGUGGAUAGCCCAUGCUGCUUCAUUUCCAAUAAGAUUGGGCUUCACCAUGAAAUUCACAAACCAACUGUGGUGUCAGAAUUAUUUCUCCUGGGAUUCACGAAUGACACAGAACUCCAGCCUCUCAUCUUCAGCCUCUUCCUGUCCAUCUAUCUGAUCACCAUCCUGGGCAAUCUGCUCAUCAUCCUGGCCAUCAGCUCUGAUCCCCACCUCCACACCACCAUGUACUUCCUUUCCAACCUCUCCUUCAAUGACAUCUGUCUGAGCACAACCAGGGCACCUAAGAUGCUGGUGAACACCCACACCCAGGACCAGGGAAUCUUGUAUGCAGGCUUCCUGGCCCAAACCACUUUGACUUUCUGUGGCUUAGAAAGUUGUCUCCUUGAAGUAAUGGCCUAUGACCACUAUGUGGCCAUCUGUCAUCCUCUGAGGUACACGAACAUCAUGCACCCUGGCCUCUAUGUCCUGCUGGUCCUCUGUUCUCUCCUCAUGAGUGCAGAGCAUGUCCUGCUCCACAGUCUGAUGGUAUUGCACCUGUCCUUCUGCCGGUAUGUGGAGGUCCUUUACUUCUUCUGUGAGCUUUCCCAGGUCAUCAAGCUGGCCUGUUCAGACAUCCUUGUCAAUAACAACCUCAUCUAUUUAGUGGGGGUCACAGUUGUUUGUGUACCCCUCUCUAGGACCAUAUUCUUUUACAUCCAAAUUGUGUCAUCUAUUUUGAGGAUCUCCUCAGCAGGAGGAAGAUCUAAAGCUUUCUCCACCUGUGGUUCUCGCCUGUUGGUUGUGUCCUUGUUCUAUGGGACAGGGUUUGGGGUGUAUCUGAGUUCUGCAGUGAUUGAUGCUUCCAUCAAAAACAUGGUGCCUUCCAUGUUAUACAUUGUAGUCCCUCCACUGAUGAACCCCCUUAUCUACAGCUUGAGGAAUGGGGAGGUGAAGGCAGCCCUGAGGACUCUCAUUAUAGUGGCACCUCUUUUGUGGCAUUGUCCUUGGUUUGAUGACCUGAGAUCCUAG
Molecule: messenger RNA, 1017 nt
Organism: Perognathus longimembris pacificus (Pacific pocket mouse)
Lineage: Eukaryota; Metazoa; Chordata; Mammalia; Rodentia; Heteromyidae
Product: olfactory receptor 7G1-like
Exons: 2
Coding region: 1-1017 (338 amino acids)
Biological process (GO): G protein-coupled receptor signaling pathway
Cellular component (GO): membrane
Molecular function (GO): G protein-coupled receptor activity; olfactory receptor activity
Source: RefSeq, a predicted model, not a curated record